Messenger RNA from Doryrhamphus excisus (bluestripe pipefish), 2031 nucleotides. NCBI's taxonomy places the organism in Eukaryota, Metazoa, Chordata, Actinopteri, Syngnathiformes, Syngnathidae. The record is from RefSeq and is a predicted model, not a curated record.
GCUUGGAGUCACUUCCAAAAAGGUUCUCACCGUGCGUAAAAAUGGAGCCGUCGGCGUGCACGCAACACACCUCAAAUUACGCGCACGGAAACUUAAAGUGAAAGCAGCAUUGCAUGGCGGCUUCUUCACAAAAGUGAUGAUGUGAAGUAACACAAAUGUGGACGUGAACGGAGCGGAGUCGGUCAUUUUGCGCUGAGGAAAGGAUGCUGAGAGAAGAUGCAGGAGGACAUUUAAGAGAAGCAUUCCAUAACUCGUCUUGGGCUCUAAAGGUGUAAGGAGGACCACCAUGGAGAAUCUCAGCGAGCUCCAGAAUCCUCUUCUGGAUAAAAGCAGCAGACAUGUAGUGCAGAGUUACCAUGGCGACUACCCAAGCCUUGUGAGCUACUACUACAGCGGGAAACAGGAUGAACACAAAUCUCAGCAGUUCCUGGAUGCCACGUCGCUUCAUCUGGCGGUGGAGGCCUUCUAUAAACCAAACUUGAUCUUGUGUAAGGAUGACGUCAGCCUCCAUAGCAAAGACUCCAAGAACGAGAGCUUUGAGACCACCUUUACAGAGAAUAAGGACGCAGUGUCGGGCGAGGACUCCAUGGAGAACCGCGGUGUGGACAGCGCACAAGGAGAGAAGGAUGUGAAGAUCCAGACGGUGUCGUAUGAAGUGGAGGACGAGCACGUUCCUGAGUAUGAGAGUGACAGCUCCAGCGAAAGCGAGAGUGAGGACAACUUCUUAGUGCUUCCACCUCGAGAUUACCUGGGCCUUACCAUCUUCUCCAUGCUCUGCUGCUUCUGGCCUUUGGGCAUUGUUGCCUUCUACUAUUCUCACAAGACUGGCAAGGCCGUCGCUAAGGGAGACUUUUCCAAAGCGGGAAUGAGCUCCAGGAGAGCCCUAUUCCUCGCCGCUCUGUCCAUUACCAUCGGCACGGGCAUGUACGUGGGGGUGGUGGUUGCCCUCAUAGCCUAUCUGUCCAAACCUGGACGUGUAUAGCAUUUCUACAGGAGGGCGGACAUCGUUACUCCUGAAACAAUCAAGGAUCAUCAAGGAUGCCAACCAAUGAAUGGAAAAGAAUAAACAACCAAGACAAUAUAGGACUUAUUCAUCGGGAUGAAAAAGCCUCCUUAAUCAUUCAUUCGUGUGUUCAUGUAUUUCAUGACUCCAGAAAGACACAAAAUAGAUGUCACUGUGUACACAAAACUGCUAAGCAGUACUCACUGGGGAAUAUUUAUCUUUAUUCUGUACUUCAAAUGGAAUAAAUAAAGUCAUUUGGCAUGGAUAUUCAAAUGUCCUUUAUCUUCUUAUCUUGUCUUACAGAUGACAUUUACGUGGGUUAGCUGUGCAAGAGUGUUUGGCUAAUCAACAAAAGUUACACAAAUUAAAGAAAUUUAACUUGAGAAAAUAUAAUAAUAAAAUAUAAUAAAAAUAAAAAAAUAAAAAAAAUAAUAUAAAAUAAUAUAAAUAUAAAAAUAAUAUAAAAUAAUAACAUAAAAAUAUAAUAAAUUUAAAAUAAGAAGUUAAUUUGCAUCAGGUGCAAAUAAUCCACCGUAAGUGUUGAAGGAUCACUCACUAGCCACGUUUACAUGAGGAGUUUUUCUCUUUCCGAAUGACCUUUCCGAAAGCAAUGGUAUAUACAUCAGGGGUCUCAAACACGCGCCCCGCGGGCCAAAUGUGGCCCGCAGGACACUAGUUCGAGGUCCCCACCUUGAUAUGAAAGUUUAAGAAAAAAUUAUUACGUUUGAUUAAUGUUCAUGUUAAAAGUUAAAUAACUGUUAAUAGUUAUCCUCCCUAUCCGUGUGGAAGUGGUAAGUUUUUUGGCUAUUUAAGUUGAAAGGAAAUAACUUGAAGGCUACCGUUUAGGUCGCUAGCUCUCUAGUUUGCGAGUUAGCAUGUGUCUCAAGACCCUGCAGUUGCGCAAUAUGUUGUAAAUAAAAAGAGUAUAAAUGUGACUAUAGUCGUGUUUUGUCAUGUCUACAGGGCUCUAAUAAUGCUUUGUUAUAUUUUAAUCUGAAAAAAAUAAUUUGUCUACCCACCAACUAUAU